UUAUUUUUUGUUUAAAACUUAAAUCGAAUGUGCAUUAGAUUAAUACAUCUGUCGGUACAUUUAGCAACCUCAGUAUGAAAUAAAUUCAUUGAUUACUGUUAUCGAGAAUUCCAGAUAAGUAAUCUCAAUUUUUCCAUUCUUUUAUCUCAGUGCAUUGCGCCUACACUUUUUUGUAGAGAAAUUCUGAGGAACAAACUUUUGAGUCUAUGAAAUGUGUUCAUUAUGGUCCCUGUGAAUAAAUUACUCUACCCGACUCGCCUUUCCGGUAAAAUGGGGGAUUUCUUUAUUUUUCGUUUAAGACCCAAAUACUAUGAAAACUCCGAAUUUUUUGCUGUGUUUUUGAAUAAUUGAUCCAAUUCUAUAAAUCAGAAAAAUCUUCCAAAACAAUGCACAUUUUUUACCUAUCUUUCAAUUUACAAAGAAUACGUUCAGUUCUUAUUUUAUGGCUUUUCUUUAAGUUUGCUUUUACGAUUAUUCAAUUUCCGAUUCACGUUAUAAAGACCGAGUUAGAAAGAGAAAUUAUGUUGCUAAAACACGAAGUGAUUCCUGACUACAUUAGUUCUGUACCAAAUCAAACUUUGAAGGUGACAUGGAUAUCAAAUGAAACUGGUGAGAAGAUUAUAUCAAAUUUUGGCAAUGUCAUUAGACCCCAAGACCUAAUCAACAUACCUACCGUUGAGUGGAAAGCAGAGCCGAACACAAAUUAUACAAUAAUAAUUUCAGAAAUUGAUGCACCGUGCCGUUCCUCUCGGUAUAAAGUUGAGAAGCAAGUUUGGUUAGUCGUAAACAUUCCACAGACAAACAUUUCUGCAGGAAAAACGUUGACCUCCUACGCAAGGCCAACACCGUGGGCAGACUCAGGAGAAAUAAGAGUGCAAGUUAGCGUGUACAAGCAGCAUAAGCCUGGAAUUGACUGGAGUUGGGUACCGCGGCUUUAUGAAAAAGCUUCAGACCGAUCUCGUGAAUGCUUCUCUUCAAAGAACUUCACCCAAAAGUACGGUAUGAGUGACGUCAUAGCUAUCAACUUCUUCCUCACUGAAUGGAACCCGAAAGUGACUUAUCCUGAGGACGAAUACGAAUCUUACGAGGAUGAAGCCCAAUGGUUAUGAAAUAAAAUAAAUAUCAGUAACAAUAGCAAGGAUGAGGACCAAAUCAAUAUUUUUAUUGAGAAUAAUCCUUUGCUAGGGGGGGAGGGGGAGUGGAGAUUUUUUCAUAGGAUAGAAUUAGUGUGUAUAAAGUUUAUGUGAGUAAUUUUAGUUUUCAUAAUUUAUCGUGAAUUUGAGUUUUAUUGUGCGAGUUUCAAUUGCUCGGUUCUUUAAUUUAUUUCCUAUUUUAUAUUUUGGUUAAUAAUUCGUACUGUACUUUAAAUCAGAAUGAGGCUCAAGUUCAUACUGUUCAGAAAUUUUAUAAUAUAGCCAAAUGGAUUACGUGCUGCAAUGAGGAACUGCUGUUUCUGGCUCAUACAUUAAAACACCAAUCUGCAUGAGGAAGCUAAUUGAAAGUGCAUCGUUUUUUAACGAGUCAAAAAUAGCACUGCCUAAUCGCAAAUAAAAUUCAAAUUGCUUCUCUAUUG
Molecule: messenger RNA, 1573 nt
Organism: Bemisia tabaci
Lineage: Eukaryota; Metazoa; Arthropoda; Insecta; Hemiptera; Aleyrodidae
Source: RefSeq, a predicted model, not a curated record